AAGAUAUAAUUUUAUUUAUUUAUCAAAGAAUAUUGAUAUAAUCAGUAAUUCUUAGAGAAUCGUUAAUAUUUUUUAUACAUUUUAUGUCAUAUUAUUACAGUAAAGCAUGUCUAUUAAUGCUUUCUGUACAAUGAAAGAAAUUUUGAUGUUAAUACUGGCAAAUUUUUAUUUGGAUUAAUUAUACAUUGGUUAAACCAUUAAAUUUGGAAAUAACCAAAUGUUCUUAUAUCUUCUAUGACGUUUUGAAGCUUCAAUCAUUGAAAGAGAUAUUGCUGAAGAAACAGUCAUCUCCUAUUCAUCAUUUAUCCCGCCACCAUGACGGAGGUUCCUCUAUAUGAUUCAACUAUUUGUCGAUUAUGUGCAGAAAAUAAUGCAAACGGAGAAUUAUUAUACACUAGUGAAGGAACUGAACCUGAUUUGGGCUUUAUGGUUAAUCGUUAUUUACCAUUAAAGAUUCGAGAUGAUGGUAAAUUACCAAGAACCAUUUGCCCAGGAUGUAACAUUCAACUUGAAGCAACAGUUCAAUUUUUCGAUUUAUUAAUUGAUGGUCAACGAAAGAUUCGUGAGUUAUGGAAACAACAAACAGAACAACAAAAAAAGGUUGAUCGAGAUCGUUUAAAAGUGGAAAGAGAAAAUAUAGAAUUAUCAAUUGAAACACCAGAAGUAGACCAGUUUAAUGAUAAAAAUAAUCAAGACUCUUUUGCACAAGAAAUUGUCAUAAAAAUUUUGCCUGAUGGUUCUAUGUAUGCCGCAGAACAUGACAUGAGUUUACAAAUGGAAGGUUUAGAAAAGCCACGAAGAAAACGUGGUCGUCCACCGAAGAGUCAUUUCGAAGAUGAAUUGAAAGAGGCUGAAGAAAGUCAAGACAUAAGUCAGGAAGAAGAGGACAAACCAGAUGAAGAAGAUGAUCUAGACGGUGAUGGUAGACGGCGGAGAAAACGGAAAAUUCCCAAACGAUUUUCUGAAGUUGUCCAAGGUAAAGAACUAGAAAGAAUAUUCAAAGAAGAAGGAGUAAUUGAUGAUGACGAUGAUGGAAGAGAGUACAAUGAUGUCGAUGAACAACAAACUCUAUCCAUUCCUGAUGUAAAUGAAGAAGUUAUUGGACAUUUAGAAACGGAAGAAGGUAAAGAUUUAGGAGAAUUAGUUAUUGUUAAUAAAGGUAGAGGUCGAGGAAGACCUCGAAUACAAAAGAAAAAGAAUAAAUUUACAUGUAAUUUAUGUGGUAGAGGCUUUUUACAACGUAGUAGAUACAUAAUGCACAAAAGUUAUCAUAAAAAUAUGAAAUACGAAUGUUCAGAAUGUAAUAAAAUAUUUACUAAUGUAGACAAUUUUAACCUCCAUCAAAAAACUACUGGUCAUUCUGGUGAAAUAAUUAAAAAUUUUGAAUCAACAAAUACUCAAAUGCAAGUGAAACCUGUUUCUAACAAGCCUGAAAUCUUUUCAGAAACUUCCAAAAGUACUAUUGAAAAAUUUACAACUGAUGAAAUUGAAAAGAACGAAAAUGAAGCAGACUAUAACAUAGAUGAAGUAGAUGAUAAAUCUGAACCAAAAGAUGAAUUGGAAAGUAUUGAAUGUUCACAAUGCAAUAUUACAUUUCAUCUUAAAGAUGAUUAUGAAAUUCAUAUGAAAGAAAUUCAUCUAUUAGAAAAACCUUACGUUUGUACUAUCUGCGACAAAUCUUUCAUUUUUCACUCGAGCUUGAAAGGACAUGUAUUAACUCAUGAUACAAAUAAAACGGAAAAAGGAUAUACUUGUGAUAUUUGUGGAAAAGUUUUAAAUCAUCCAAGUUCUGUUGUAUACCAUAAAGAAGCUGAACACAAUAAUGGAAGAAGAUUUGUUUGUAACAAAUGUGGUAAAAGUUUCAAACAUAAACAACUUCUCCAACGCCAUCAGCUUGUCCAUUCAGAUGAUCGUCCUUAUAUGUGUAAAUCUUGUAAUGCAAGUUUCAAAACAAAAGCUAAUUUAAUUAAUCAUCAAUCAACUCAUACGGGAGAAAAAAAAUAUUCUUGUGAAAUUUGUAAUCAACAAUUUGCUCAUAAAACAAGCCUAACAUUACAUUAUCGCUGGCAUACUGGUCAUAAGCCGUAUAAAUGUGAUAUUUGUUCUAAAAGUUUUUCACAAAAUGGAAAUCUGCAAGAACAUAUGCGUAUUCAUACUGGGGAAAAACCCUACUCUUGUGAUCACUGUGGUCGAAAAUUUACUACAUCUUCGCAAUUUAAAUUACACGUUAAAAGACAUACUGGAGAACGGCCAUGGAAAUGUGAGUUCUGUGCCAAGAGUUUUCUACAUAAAGAUACUUGGAAAUGUCAUGUUCGGAGACAUAAAGGUGAACGUCCAUUUCAAUGUGCUCAUUGUAACCGAGGUUUUACAGAACAAUGGGCAUUAAAAAAACAUCUUCGAUUACACACCGGAGAGAAACCGUAUUCUUGCGAUGUUUGUGGUAAAGCUUUCGCUGAUUGUUCUAAUUUAACGAAGCAUAAAAAAGUUCAUAGGGAACCAAAAUUAUUAGAAAUAAAUGGAAUUAAACCAGCAACAAAUGAAGAGCUCUGGCAAAUUUUACCAGCAACUCAAGAAGGUGAUGAAAAUUCACUUGGAGAACAUAUUACCCAAGUUAUAACUACAGAGGAAGGGUCCGAAGAUGGAGUACCGCAAAUAAUUUACGUAUCUUAUCAAGAUCCUGAUGAUCCUAACCAAUCAAGAACAUUGCAUUUUGGAAUGAUUGAAGAUAAAGAAGCCGAAAAUUCCGGUCAAACUUUAUCAACAUUAGAAGUUGAAGAAAAUGAAAUGAUUUCAAAACAUUCUUCUCAUACAAUACACGAAACCGAUGAUCAAAUAGGAAUGCAUAUAAGUGAUCAGAGUUUACAAUUGCAAAUUACUGAUGAGGAGGGUAAUCCAAUUCCGUUGUCAAUUCAAGAUGCUAGACAAUUAUUAACCGAUGGAGAACUUGUCAGUCAACUUAAUAAUGGUCAAACAAUAAGAGUACAUUCAGGAGUCAUUUCUGAAGAAUUGGCAGAACAACUUGGAGUACAUCUUCGACAACCUUCAAAUGUUCAAAAUUCUGUAAAUCAAGGUUCAACAUCUACUAUUGAUUCAUCAUCGUCUCAAACUAAUACUAAUGCCAUAGUUAAAGUUUUAACGAAUAACCAUGAAACAGAAACUGUUACAGCUGAUCAAACUUCUGAGGAAGCUCCUUCGAUAACUGAUAGUGAACAGGCUAUUGAAUUUACUACUGAAGAUGGACAGAAAUUACGGCUUGUUCCAUCUUACCAUGUUGAUUCUCUUCAGUUAACCUCUGAAUAUCUUACUAUAGUUUAGGUGCAUACAGAAUAGAGAAAUUUUGGUUGCUGCAUCGAAACACCAAAAUUAGUUUAAAUUUUGAACCCAUUUACAAGCAUAGUAGUUAGAAAGUAAAAUGAUGAAUAUAUAUAUAUUUACAAUAUAUAUAUUAAAUAAACCAUUCAAUUUAAACUUUCUCAUGUAUACCAACGAUGAGUUUUUUGGUUACACAGUAAGUUAUUGUUAAUAACUAUUAAUAAGUUUCUUAAAUAUAUUAUAUAUUAUAUAUAUAAUAGUAUUAAGUUAUAAAUGUAAAUACUUCUGUAAAUAUUUUCAAAUA
Messenger RNA from Chelonus insularis, 3616 nucleotides. RefSeq names its product zinc finger and SCAN domain-containing protein 2-like. Gene Ontology annotation, molecular function: zinc ion binding; DNA-binding transcription factor activity, RNA polymerase II-specific; RNA polymerase II cis-regulatory region sequence-specific DNA binding. Gene Ontology annotation, biological process: regulation of transcription by RNA polymerase II. The transcript is spliced from 3 exons. Bases 316 to 3315 code for a protein of 999 amino acids. The record is from RefSeq and is a predicted model, not a curated record. Gene Ontology annotation, cellular component: nucleus; PcG protein complex; transcription regulator complex. NCBI's taxonomy places the organism in Eukaryota, Metazoa, Arthropoda, Insecta, Hymenoptera, Braconidae.